CAAAGGUCAGACGUGUACGUGCUUUCUACGACUCAUAUGAACACGUUCCACACGGAGCCUAAGCGAAUCAAGAGUUGCCUUUCUUCGGUAGUACCCGGAUUUGCCCGUGGGGAAAAUAGCUACGUCAUUGUUCACCGACGGACUACCCCGCUUGAAAUAAGAAAUGGACCUACACGAAUAAUACAUUUGUGAAAAAAUACAGCAAUGAACAAUGACCAUAGUUGACAGAUCUUCAGAGAAAUCUGACCACGAGUCAGUCGGGUGCAAGCGCUCCGGAUCGCUGACCUUCCCCGGCGGCGACGGGAACGGGAUGGACGGCGGGUGCUCCAACUGGGGGGCGGGGGGUCCCUCAUCCUCCGACACCCCCAGGGUGAAGACCGGGGGCUGCGUGGGCCCAACCCCUGGAGCCACUGUCUACAGCAGCAGUGCUGCCAUCACCGCAGACAGGCCCAAGGAGCAAGUGGUGCUGACCAGUGGGGACGGCAUCGCCUUGCCCCAGAAGGUGCUGUUCCCGGCCGAGCGGCUCAGCCUGAAGUGGAACCAGGUCAACCGCAUCGGAUCAGGUCUCCAGAACCUGGGCAAUACCUGCUUCCUCAACUCGGCUCUGCAGUGUCUCACCUACACUGCUCCCCUCAGUAACUACAUGCUGUCCCGGGAGCACUCUAAAACGUGUCAUGAGCCUGGAUUCUGUAUGAUGUGCACCAUGCAGAAUCACAUCACCCAGGUCUUUGCCAACUCUGGGAAUGUCAUCAAGCCCAUCGGAGUCCUCAAUGAGCUCAAACGGAUUGCAAAGCAUUUCCGUUUUGGUAGCCAAGAGGACGCCCAUGAGUUCCUGCGGUACACAGUGGAUGCUAUGCAAAAGUCCUGCCUGCCCGGAAGCAAAUUGGACAGGCAAACACAGGCAACCAGUUUCAUCCAUCAAGUCUUUGGAGGGUAUCUAAGGUCCAGAGUAAAAUGUUUAAACUGCAAAGCAGUCUCUGACACGUUUGACCCUUAUUUGGAUGUCGCUUUGGAAAUCAAGACUGCUCCCAGUAUCACCAAAGCACUGGAGCAGUUUGUUAAGCCUGAGCAGCUAGAUGGAGAGAAUGCCUACAAAUGCACUAAGUGUAAGAAGAUGGUUCCAGCCUCUAAGAGAUUCACCAUCCACCGCAGCUCCAAUGUGCUCACCAUCUCACUGAAGCGCUUCGCCAACUACAACGGGGGCAAGAUCGCUAAGGACGUGAGGUAUCCUGAGUGCCUGGACCUGCGUCCCUUCAUGUCUCAGUCCCACGGGGAGCCCCAGGUCUAUGUGCUCUAUGCUGUCCUGGUGCACUCUGGCUUCAGCUGCCACGCUGGACACUACUACUGCUACGUCAAGGCUAGCAACGGCCAGUGGCACCAGAUGAAUGACUCCUCUGUAUCAGUCAGUGACAUCAGAUCAGUCCUCAACCAGCAGGCGUACGUCCUCUUCUAUAUCAGGUCACCUGAUCUGAAGAACGGAGGGGACUACAACCACAUGAGUCAGCCCCCUGGACAGUCGUCCCCCCGCCCCAUCCUCACACCCCGGGUCAACAUUGGGCCACGACACACCAACACUUGCUUCAUAGGACCACAGCUGCCCCCACACAUGGCCAAGAACACCUUUCACAAUGGGAACGGCUCCCUAAGGGACUUCCCCUCUGGCUCUAAGCCCAGCAGUGGGAGCAGCAGCAUGGGCAAGACUAGCUACGGCCUGCUCUCCUCUUCUUCCUCUUCCUCUCAUUCUCUAAGCUGUCCUACAGGUAUCCCUGACACUGCCAAGCGUCAGAAGCUCUCCUUCUUCAUCGGUCAGGGCAAACAGAUCCGCUCCUCCUCUUACGCCCAGCCGUCCUCCUGUUCUUCGUCACAGACUACCUCAGACAUGUCCGCGCCGCGGGCUCCUUGCAUAAACGGUACACCCUCCGUUAACGGAAACGGUCAUGGAGCCUCAUUCCUGGUGCCGUAUGGCCAGGAGUCAUCGGAGGAGUCUGACCAGGAGGGAGGCAGCGGUCUGGAGAACGGCACAACCAAGCCUCACGUUAAUGGGAGGAAGGGAGGGCCCAUCCCCAGAGUGCUGGCCCUCAAGCCCAACGGCAUCAGUAACGGCCAGGCCACCAUGCACCAUAACGGGUCUGGGACAAACGGCUCCUCCAAACUCAGCCAGAUCGGACAUCAGAAUGGACACCACAAAGUUAAUGGCAUCAAACACCCGGAGAAGGUCAACGGUCAUGUACUGUCUCCUGGGUUGGGUCCCAGCAUUUCUAAUGGGGUGGAGUCUCACCACAGUGGCCCAAGCAAAGAGGUGUAUAGUGCCAUCCCCAGCCAGGACAGCCCGUCUCAGAGCCUCCACAGUGCCGACAGAGAUAGCCACCUCUCCCCAACCCCAGAGAAAAGGACAACAACUCACUCUGACCCCCUCCCUCACCACCCACCAUCAACCACUGCUAACCCGCCAUCCUCAUUGGCCGAUGUUGGCGCUAAGCCACCUACUGACACCAUGAGGGAAUCCAGCUCCACCUCCAACCCUGGGGCCUUACCCCUCCAGCCCACCCCCCACUCCCUCAGAACCCUAGUCUCUCCAGCCUUCUCCCAGCCCCUCUCUGGACCAGGCCUGGGGACCACAGAAGGCCUCGGCGCACCACACAGCAGAUCUGGGGAGAACGUCAGGGAGACUGAGAACAGCCCAGCAGCAGGGCUGGAUGGACGGCUGGACGGCAAGCCCAGCUCCAGAGAGGGAAGAGACCGGAUGUAUUCUUCUGAUCGGGAUAAGGGGAGAGACCGACUAUAUUCUUCGGACCGCGAUAAGGAUGGAGACCGGCUGUACUCUUCUGACCGGGAUAAAGACGGAGAAAGGAAUGGGUACCACCGUGACAUGAGCCGUGAACGCAACUGGGACCGUGACUCAGACCGCUAUCGACACCGGCGGGACCACAGAGAUCGAGAACACCACCGAGACCGAGAACACCACCGGUCGUACCGUGAUCGCUCGGCCAGCCGGGACAGACACUGGGAGUCAGAGCGUCGCUGGGAGAGGAACGCCUACCACCCCAGGGACAGGGACCGCUGCCACCACCACUACCACAGACCCAGAGAGAACAAGGAGAGGGACAGGAGGGAGCACAGCCUCCCCCACAGAGAGGAGCCUCACGGACGCUCCAGGUAGGGGGAGAGGGGUGACCGUAAGGACAGGGGUGAUGGUAAGAGGGGUUACUACCCUUCACAGGAGGAGACCCCCCUGCCCACCCCACUAAGCUCCAACACCAAACCCAGUCAGCCCCCCACUAGCCCAGACCUCUCCCCAGCCAGACCAGCUCUGGAGAAACGACCCGAUCCUCUGAGAGAGGACAGCGUUGAGGAGCGUCGGGCCAAGAAACACAAGAAGAGCAAGAAGAAGAAGUCCAAGGACAAAGCUAGGCGUCGAGAGAAUGGGACCUCUGAUGUGGAUUCCUCUGACAGGGCUGCCGAUGGCAGCAGGUCCUCCAAACACAAGAAGAAGAAGAAGAGGAGGCACGACACUGACAUGGAGGACGAGAAGUCCCGCUCUACCCAGAGUUCCGAGGGGCACCGUGACCCCAACGCCCCCCGGGAGAGUCGCAGGGCGAGCAGCAGUGACGAGGAGAGGGCGAGCAGGAAGCGACGUUACCAGGACGAUGAUGGCUCUGACAAUAGCUACCCCGAGAAACACCAUCGCUCCGAUGACGAUGACAACAAAGACCGCUUCUUCUCUCGCAAUAUAUCGCCGACAGCCACCUCUCACAACGCAUCGCACCACCACCUCAACGGGCACACAGGUAAUGGCUUCAGUCGACCCAAUGGAAACUCCCACGGAUGUUCUACCAAUGGACUGUACAAUGAAUGACAUUAGAUUUUCUCUGUUUGACCAGAGAAACAGAACAAUACUUGGAAUACUGUAAAAUUCAACCUUUAUGGAAAAGUGAAAUGCAACAGGAAUGUCAUCCCGAAUAUUUGAACGUGGUGCUGAAUUACUGGGAAUAUACUGUAUUUUUACCACACAAAUGUUUUAAAGAUUCUACCAGAUUCUUUUUUUUUUUAAAGUUUUUUUUCUUUUUUCUAAUUCAUUCGGUAGACACUUGUCACUCAAUGGACAUUUAUGAAAAAUAAUUAAUAUAUACACGUUGUAAACAAAAAAGAAGCCUGGAGCUUAACCAUCUCAACUGCUGCUUAGUGGAAGACUCAGGAUUUGUUAAAAUUAGACUUUUUCCUCCUCAGUGAACUGACCACUUGGUUAAAUAAUCGAACGACUAUUGUUGUUGCCUAGGAGAUGACCUGUUUGAUAUGACUUCAGUUGGCUGCAAGUUUGUCACCAUUAUCCACAUAUCUGUAUAGCUGGAGUUGUUGGUAAAAAAAAGAAAAUGGAGGGAAACGUUAUGGAGGAGUGAGGACCGUGUGGAAGAGUGAUCUGGCGGUGGUGACUACGUGUGCACUUACCACCACAUCUACUCUGAUCGACAUAAGGACAUUGCCAGCUCUUUGUUGCUUUCAAUUACUUUUUAAAAUUCUCUUAAGCCUACAAUUCUUUCUCUCAACACGUCACUGGAGAAGAUUCCCUCCCUCUGCAUCCCUCUCUUCACUCACUUUCACUGAGAUAGAAAUUAUAUCCUUAACUCAUUCAAGGAUUUAAAAAUCAUAAUAAUAAUCAUGUUAUCUUAUGGCUGUGGACCUGUUUUUUUUUAUUUUAUUGUGUCCAAAAGAAUACUGUGAAUUUAAUUUUGAACUGUACUAUCAGUUAUUUUUUUAUACAUUAAAACGGUCCUGUAUCAGGAAUUCCAAUGUAGAAUUUGUUUUUUUGUUUUAGAAUUCCCAUGACAUAAUUUAGACUGUGUUCUAUGGACAUAAGUCAGUAGAAUGGUAUGAUCUGCUUUUGGUCUGUUUGGAUGGCUUUGUUUUCUACCUAAAAAAAAAGACCAAAACAUGUAAAUGGUUGUUAAUACAUUUCUAGUUCUACAAUAGCAUGUCAAAUUUAUACAUUGUACAAGGUAUAUAAAACGCCUUAAUACAUUUAAUGUCAUUUAUUUUUUUGGGAGUGAAUGCUGUUGAUUGAUUGGGGAUGUACACACAGAUGGUGAAAAGUUUCUGCCAUUUUAUUGGAAGGAGUAAUUUGUCUGACUUUUGGUAAAAAAGAUUGCAUAUGAGUGAUUGUUUAAUUGGUUGCUUGGAUAGACAGAAACACUUUGGAUUUAGGGCUAACAGUGGUUAGGUAAUUUUUCAUAUUGUUUCCAGGUUACACAAUGAUAGUGUGGGAGUUCAAAACAGGACCUGUGUACUAAUGUCCACAUACAAUAGACCGUGUGGAAGCUAUAAUCUAAAGAAUAUAUGGCUGGGUAGGUAUCAGACUGGUCAGUUACACAGGAGAAGAUCUGGUAUUUUUACUCAAAAUUCUCAUAACAUUAAGGCUGCUGUAACAUUUUGAGAUUCUCUUGGAACUUUACAAAAGUUGUGUAAAAGCUCAUCUGUCUCACAACGGUGCGAUUUAGAUCCAAACCUGAUCUAUUCAAACUUUUUCGCUGAAGUGUUACACUUGGCACUCUAGAAAUUGAGGUCAUUUCCAAUUGAGCUGACAUAUGCAGCGUUUACCGUGAAUGCAGUUUCUGCUAACGCGGGAACAUUGAAAUGUAUUGGCAAUCACGCUGUAACGCUGACUUCUACGAUACAGAGUGAAAAGAGCCAUUCGUUUUCACCUUGACACCUUCCAAUGUAAAAACCAGCUGGCUUGGCUGCUACAUUUAUCUGUUUCUUUUAGAAAUAUGAGAAGUUGUUUUUCUUCAUUUGCUCUGUGGAGUUGGAGUUGAGGGUUUCUUCCACUGCAGUAUGUAAUCUGUAAUGCUCAUUGCUCAAAUUUGAAAUGUGAACAAACGGGUGUAGGCUAGCCAUAACUUUUUACAUGCUACAGAAAAAAACUAUGUACAGUACAUAUAAUGUCAAGGGGAAUACACUUUUGUAAUUAGAGAAAAUAAAUAUGAAAAACAAAUGUA
This is a messenger RNA of Oncorhynchus nerka (sockeye salmon), 5990 nucleotides long. RefSeq names its product ubiquitin carboxyl-terminal hydrolase 42. Gene Ontology annotation, cellular component: nucleus; cytosol. Gene Ontology annotation, biological process: protein deubiquitination; regulation of apoptotic process. The record is from RefSeq and is a predicted model, not a curated record. Gene Ontology annotation, molecular function: cysteine-type deubiquitinase activity. NCBI's taxonomy places the organism in Eukaryota, Metazoa, Chordata, Actinopteri, Salmoniformes, Salmonidae.